Messenger RNA from Uranotaenia lowii, 1571 nucleotides. Its product is annotated as MTRF1L release factor glutamine methyltransferase-like. Bases 532 to 1512 code for a protein of 326 amino acids. Gene Ontology annotation, molecular function: nucleic acid binding; protein methyltransferase activity. The record is from RefSeq and is a predicted model, not a curated record. Lineage: Eukaryota; Metazoa; Arthropoda; Insecta; Diptera; Culicidae. Gene Ontology annotation, biological process: protein methylation. Gene Ontology annotation, cellular component: mitochondrion. The transcript is spliced from 2 exons.
UGUUCGUGAGUUCCGAGCCCAAGAGUAAACAUCGAUCUCAGUUGUACCGGUUGUACCGGAUCAGUUUUUCAUAUGACGGUCCGCCUAUUGCAUAGGCUCUACAGUCGCAGAACUAUUGUUAAAUGAAAAUAAUCCAUGGAUUUAAUAAAUAUACAGACACAGAUGAAGGUAGCUUUGGUUACCGUGUGGAUUUACGCUUUUGCUCGGUGCACUGAUCCUGUUGAUGAGCUCGUAACGUGUUUUUGACCUUGAAUCGUAAAAAAAUUGAAAAUGAUCAUCUUCCCAUGAAAUCCAUCAAUGUUGUAGCACAAAACAUUUAAUACAAAAUGCUUUUGUAAAACCUUGAGCAAUGCGCAUGCCGCGCGCAGCACGUGCGAGCAGCAUAAAAAAACAUGUUUGUCAACAAGCCUUCAGAAGUUAUGUUGAAUAACAGUAUAGAUAUCGAUUCCAAACAGUGCUAUGUAUAUAAGUCGAAUUUUCUCAUUUUCAUUUUGAGGAAUAGAAUUUAACAUACCUAAUAAGUAAGUGACCAUGUUCCUAUCACGAUCUGGGGCUGGGGCGCUAAGGCAAUAUUUGAAGGGUCGUUCAAUUCAGGCAAUGCUCAGUUCGGACGCUCUAAAUUCAACAACAUGGGCACCAAAUAGCGUCCGCACUGUCCAGGACCAGUGGCGCUCUCGGUUUGAGCAGGAGAAGAUUCCCGAACCCACUACUUCUAUUACUAACAUUUUAGCCCAUGUGUUAAAACUGGCCUGUCCUGGAGAUGUAGAAAAGCAUCAAAAGCUAGAACUAAGCAAAGAGCAACUAACGCUACUGGCUGAUUUGUGUGAAUGUCGAAUGGCCCGUAUGCCCAUACAGUAUGUCAUCGGGCAAUGGGAUUUUGGUGAACUCACACUGAAGAUGGCACCGCCUGUGUUCAUACCGCGACCGGAAACGGAAGAGCUGGUUGAGCUGAUUCUGCAACAAAUCGAUACUGACAAAGAGUUUAGAUUUCUCGAAAUCGGCUGCGGAACCGGAGCGAUAGCAUUGUCGAUUCUAUCGCAGGUGCCCAAUUCAACAGCCAUAGCAAUAGACCAAAGCAAAUUAGCAUGUGAAUUGACAAAGGAAAAUGCAGAAAAUCUAGGAUUAACCGAAAGGUUACGAAUUUUCAAACACAAACUGGUGGAUAAAAUUCCGGAAGCAAUAGAAAUCGAAACAUUUGAUAUGAUUGUUAGCAAUCCUCCUUACGUCCCAUCCCACCAGUUACUGCAGUUGGAACCGGAAAUCAAAGUAUAUGAAGAUUUACGCGCAUUGGACGGUGGCCCUGAUGGCCUCAAGGUUGUGAAGGCAAUUUUGAAAGCCGCAGCAAAGCAUUUGAAACCAAAGGGUGUGUUGUGGCUUGAGGUCGACUCCUCACAUCCUCCAUUGAUUGCCACAUUUCUGGAGAAAGAAGGUUCGGAACUGAGGCUCAAGUACAUUUCUUCUUACAAGGAUCUUUUCAAAAAUGAAAGAUUCGUUGAAGUGGCAAAGCUAUAAAAUGUUAUUUAUAAAUAAAUUAUUUGUUAAGGACAAAUAUACUUAUUCAAACACUUAAA